This is a messenger RNA of Stylonychia lemnae, 2964 nucleotides long. The record is from the annotation of a GenBank genome assembly. NCBI's taxonomy places the organism in Eukaryota, Ciliophora, Spirotrichea, Sporadotrichida, Oxytrichidae.
AUGAGAAUAUAAGGUGAAAGUUAAUAACCAUAAAAUCUUGAUGGAUAGAAUACCAAGGCAGGGGUAGAUAAAAAACGUAAAGUAUCAUUCAAAUACCCAAUUGAUGCACUUAUCAUAGACCAGUUCAACAUUCUAACAAAGCCUCAUAUUUUCAACAGGACUAGUCUCGGUAUACUUCAUAAUAGUUAAAAUAUCCAGUAGAAACAAUCAAAUUAAUAAGUGUAAAAUAUGAAUAAUAGUGGUGGCAUAAGUAAAGCUGCGAUUGAAAGUAAAGCAUUAAAACAAUCAUUAUUCAGAAUAAAUAACACUCAAAUUAAUGUAAAGCCAAAUAAUAGAAAUGAUAGCAAUAAUAGGACAUCUCCAAUUCAACAUCCAACUAAAUAAUAAUUGAAGAAUAGAAGUUAUAGAAACAGCAGUGUGAUUUAGACUAGUGCUUAGAUGGGUGAAUUCAUGUCUAAGAGAAGAAUGCUAUCUUAAAGUGAAUUACAGUCACCAAAAAGCUCUUCUAGGGAUCUUUAGAAAUCUCAGACUCCUAUAAUUAUUGAUUCUUAGCCAUCCUCGCCUGUAUUUAACUAGAAUCUAAGAAUGAAUUUCCACGGAAGAAAAGCCUCUGAUAUCAGAUCUUAAGUAAGCUUAGGCACCUCUGCUAAUUUGACUAGUGCAAUGCUCCCUGAAUUAAUUCAAAACAUCUGCAACUCAAAGAAAGACUUUACUCAUUUUAGCGGUAUUGUCUAGUAUCCACAUUCCAUCAUUAAUAAAACUUUCGGAGUCAACAUGGGAUUUACUAAUGGAUUUCAUAAGAUAAUGUAUGCAGAUGACAGACUUAACAGUUAGGAUUUGAAAUUUCAAAGGCAAAUUAGAUAGAUCCGAAUUAUGCAAGAAAAGGAAAAAAAGCGCUAAGAAUAUCUAGAGACACAAAGGAAUAAAAGAUUUUUGGAAAAUGAGCAAAGAGCGUAAAAUACUUUUGGCAAAAAUCAAGGUAAGAAGAAAAGCAAGUAGAAGAAUACAGGAAUUUUGGAGGAAAAUCAAAAUGCUUACUUUGAUGCCUAGAGCACUUUAGUACCGAAAAAAUUAGGCAGCUAUUUCUAUAUAAAAAUAUCUAAAAGGAUAUAUGAUUCUAUUAAGAUGCAAAGACUUCAUCAAAAUUUUGAAUUCUUUAAGAAAAUGAAGACAAAGAUUGAAAUAGAAGCAGCUAUUACAGUCUAAAAAUUUUGGAAAAAUCACAAGGAAUAAAUGAAGCCAACAGUAAAGUAGGAGAUAAACUAGAAUGCAGAGUCUGGUCAGUAAAAGAUCAAGAAUAAAAAUGGCAAAGAUAAGCAAUCAACUAAGAAUGCUCAUCUGGCUCAGCAGCAACUUAAGCCUUAAAAUGAUAAAAAGCAAGGGAAUAAUUCCCAAGGAUAAGUAACAAAUGCCAAAAAAGUGUCCUAGGCUAUACAAAAUUAUAAGAAUCAAAUAGUAAAUACGAGCUAGGAUGAUGGAAAAGCAGGAGCUAAUCAUAAUAGAGAUGUAAGAAAGGGAUCCUAAACAAAGCAAGGAUUUUACUAGGGACCUAAUGAGAUUAGCAGAUAAACUUCUAAUAAUAGAACAAUGAAGCAGAUAAAUUUACCAUUUAAAGAGGAUUAGACUUCGAAUACAAUAGCAGGAAAUAAGACGAAGAAAAAUUUUAACCCAAGCUAAUUUUAAAAUCUGGAGCAAAUAAAAUUGAGUGACUCCCAGGAUUUGGACUCUGAUCAUUCAAAAAUCAACGUGAAUUUUGAUUAGAAUGGACAGAAUUCAACUAAGCAUUAUGAUUAGCUUUCUAAGUAGAGCUCAAAUUUCAAUCUUGUUAUCAAUCAUGACCAGUCAAUAGAUUAAUUCUUAAGUAGUGAUCAAACUAAGAGGAAAUCAAAUGCUGGUGUUCCUGCUUUAGAUUCAGAAAAUUUAAAGCUACUAAGGAUUUAGGAAGAAUCUAUAAGUCCCUCUCAGUCUGUUAAUACAAAAAGAUCCUAAUUUGUGGUGAAAGAUACUAGCAGAUCAAGAAGUUAUGCUGUUGAGAGUAACAGAGAAACAGUCUCUGAUCUUAUGAUGAAUGAAGAUUCGAAUGAUUACCCAAUCGAGCCAAAUAGUCCAUUCAAAAAUAUAACUACAAGUUAAAAUCCCUUGCACUAGAAACUUUAAAAAUCUAUUCAACAAAAAAUCAUUAAUGAGCUAUAAAAACUCCAAAGAUAAAAAUAGAAUACCAACAAUAAUAAUCAAAAUUAUCUUGGAGAUUAAAAGAACUCAUAAAUUUAGAAUAAUAUGAGGAAAAGCUUUCUUAGUAAAGUUCAUAAGACACCGAUGGUUACUUCUGAUCGAAGAGUAUUCCAAUAAAAUUCUCUGCUUUAAUAAUUGGGUUCAGGGUUAGCAGCUGGAGUAAAAAGACUUCCAGAGCCUAAGCAUUCUUUUGUUGGAAUCCAUGGUAUAACUCAGCUUGGUCAAUUGAUUUAGCCAGGCACAAAUGUGACCUAAAAUAAUUCUGCAAGGAAUAACUAAGAUUCAGGGAGAAGAUUAGUUCAUUAGAUUCCUUCGAAAAUCUCACUAAAUAGAGCAGCACAAAGUUCAAAGUAUGAAAAGUCUGAGGAAUAUUCUAUAAGACUCUAACCAGUUAGCAGUUCUAAACUUAGUCCUUAGAAAAAUAACACUAAAGUAACAAUGCUUAAAUUAGGAAAAUUAGAUGAUGUAAGCAAUUCAAAGUAAAGUUCCAAUCAGAAUUCAACUUAAAAGAAGGUAAAAUAGAACAAGGGUUCUAAAGCAAAAGAGGAAACUAGUAACUCAGAGGAUGAGGAUUAGGAAAAUUAAGAUGAGGAAUAUGAUAACAGUGAUGAAGAAGAGGAAAAUGAGCAGGAAGAGGAAGCAGAAGAGGAAGAAGAGGAGGAGUAUGAAUAAGAGGAUUACACUAACUCUGCGAGAAACAAGACUAAUUAUACUUAAAAUACUCAGAGAUGA